AUGGGGAGAGAGGGGCCGGGAGAGGGCUGCCUUGGUGCCCUGGUGCCUGGAGCUGUUGGCCAGGAAGGUGUUCUUGGACAGAAAGAAGCACAAGAGCGUGGUUAUGGCCAGAAGGGAGACGGACGAUGUCGGCGGCGCCCAACACCAGAAAGGCAAAUGACGUAUGUACCUAGCUUCGACUCGGUGAGGUGCCCCUCCAAACUGAGUGUCAGCCAAGAAUGGAAGUCGUCCAACAAGUUUGGCGAUUGUGUAGUCACCACCCCACAACAGGAUGUCUGUCAUUCGGAUACAGCCAGCUACACCACAACCACAUGGCUUAGAAACAUGACUAUACCAGCCUCUCAGCCUCACUUCGAUAGUCAUACGGCAACCCUCUUUCUCGAAGCCCUCUGGCCGGUCGCUCGUCACACGUUCUUUGCAUGCCCCUCAACCUUGGGCUUGGACAUCGACAGAGAGUGUCGAGGUUUACGCAAUCAUCGCAGUCCAGAUCUUCAGCCUUUUCGUGCGGCUGAACACCAUGACUCAAGGACGGCAAGGCUCUGUGGCCUAGCAAUUACAUGCCAUCAGCCCUUGAUCGGUGCAGGGAUUGACGGGUUUGAUCCAUCAAAGCACGACCGCGACAAGAACCAGUAUUCGUUAUGGUCCGUAUACCUUGGCUACCGAGAAGUCAACGGCAUUGUUCAGUACGCCGACGCACCAGCUCGACCCCGAGCCUUCAAAACAGUCUAG
Neurospora crassa OR74A is the source of this 729-nucleotide messenger RNA. RefSeq lists its product as hypothetical. Lineage: Eukaryota; Fungi; Ascomycota; Sordariomycetes; Sordariales; Sordariaceae. The record is from RefSeq and is a predicted model, not a curated record. The coding region runs from base 1 to 729 and encodes 242 amino acids. The transcript is spliced from 5 exons.